This is a messenger RNA of Echinostoma caproni, 2595 nucleotides long. NCBI's taxonomy places the organism in Eukaryota, Metazoa, Platyhelminthes, Trematoda, Plagiorchiida, Echinostomatidae. The record is from the annotation of a GenBank genome assembly.
AUGUGUCCUUCAAAUCUUGAUUCAGAUAUCCCCGCACCCAAAAUGAUCACACUGGAACGUCAACUUAUUCACAGUGUACUUAUCAGUUGGAAGCCCCCGGACUCAGCUGCUGCCAUUCAGACGAUCAUAUCCGCUUAUCACAUUUAUGUGGAUGGUCAGUUUCGUAUGUCGGUUCAGUCAAAGGAAAAGACACGCGCCCUGCUUGAUCGAGUGGAUUCUGACAAACCUCAUCGAAUAUCUAUCCGAGCGAUUUGUACACGCGGUCAAUCGAAAGAUGCCGAAUGCACUCUGGUUGUCGGUCGAGGAAUGACAGCUACUCCGGGACGUUUACGGGCCACUCAGAUUGGAACAAAGUCAGCGAAACUGAGCUGGAUCCCUGGGAACAGCAACUACUGGCAUCGUGUCUACCUCAAUCAACAAGAAUUAUAUAACUGUCCCCCAGGGGUGUACAAAGUAUUACUCACCGAUCUUCCACCGGACACACUCCAUCGUGUUUGUGUUCAAGCUUUGCCACAAACCACACCCCCAAUCACCUCUCAAUCACCGGAACCACCCAGCUGGAUUUUGAACACCACCAGCGGUGUGGACACGCAACACCUGAGCGCGUUCAUCGAAUUUCGCACUCUCCCAAUCGGUCUGCCUGAUCCACCGACAAAUGUGCAACUGGAACCUGGUCCGCAAGAUGGCAUGCUCCUGGUUACAUGGACCCCGGUCCCACAAGAUAAAGGAGCAGCCGCAGCGGCUAGUGCAGCCGGAGCAAGUGGUACCCUGCCGGUUCAAGGUUAUACCGUGUGCCUGAACGAGCGAUCUCUGAUGGAAGUGGAUGGCGCGUCUAAUGACCAUGCAAUUAUUCCGCUCAAAGUGGUCAAAGAACAUUUGGAUCAAGUGUUUCUGGAAACUCAGUCUUCUGCGCCAAGCACCAAUUUAGAUCUUGCUUUAGAUGAGGCUCUUAGCUCGGAUUUGGGCACAUUUGGUCAUCCGGGUACAACAAGUGACUUGGCACAAACACUGCUAAUCACAGUACACUCCACAGUCCCCUUGUCCGCUGUCAGUGAAGAAACUCAACACUUGGCUGUCAAUUCGUGCGCCACGACUGCCGUCCUAAAAGGCUCCGCCGGUCCUGGGUCGCGGCAAAUCUGCCUCACACCGGAAAUUUUGGUAGCUGCCGGAGGCUCAUUAGAAGCUACGGUACACGUUCUGGGCGUCAAGUUGGCACAACAAUUGGGAAUUGACGAAUUAGCGGCACGACGAGCUGGUGUGCCAUUAAUCAGCACCGCCGCGGAAGUUCGAAGUCCAUCGCCAACCACCCAAAAUACGAGCAACCCAGCCACUUCCGUAUCCGGCACGGGGACUGUGGGACCUGAGCAGGGGUUGAUCACCGUAUCGGCUGAUACUAUGCGAAAACGCAGUCCAACGACAGACGCUAUCGGUUCAGCUGAGGCUCUGUUGAUGCGGCAUCGUCUUGAAGAGUCACGUGAACGUGCUGCAAUUACCUCCUCGCCAGAAAUGACAUGGCCUGGUUAUAGUGUGGACAGUCUACGCGGAAUAAGCACGCGUUCUCGUAGCGCUCGAUCACCGGCCCCUUGGCCUUGGCCUUCGGGCUUUAGUGGCCCACGUGUACGAACUCCAGCAAUGGCAAAUCGUUCUCCUACGAGAACUCAUCGAGGACGAUAUUCACGCAAAUCCUGGCGUCAGACUCGUUCCAUGUCCGACGAUUACGAACCACGAUUAGGUCCCCCAGGUGUAUUUCCACCGGACCAUAUCUGUCCGGAUGAGGAAGAGGACAAUUCGGAUAAUAGUGCUUGGUCCAGUGAAGCUCCAUUCAGUCGUUAUUCAUGGCUGCGUGCCUCAUCUCUGUAUAACCUAAACCAUCGUAUACCCGCUAAACGAUGGAGGCCGCGGGGUGCGGCUAAAAGCAGCUGGGAUAUACGUUCACUCCCGAACUAUGACGAGCCGGUCGGUUCUGGCUACCCUUCUCGUUCCCGAUACCGUGAUGAAUAUGGUCGAAUCUUACAACCUCGCUCCGCAAAUUUGUGUGACCUAGGUGCUCCGUAUGAUACACGUCCUAGUGCGCGUAGUCUCAGUGCUUGGCCCGACGCCGGAUCACGCUGGGCACCUAUUUACACUAAACUAGGUGGUCCACGGACACAAAGACGUUUUGGUGGUAAAAUUUAUCGGGAGUUCGGAAGUGUUGGCCCGGGCCCCAUAAUCACCGCCUUUUCCUCAUCCUCCAACGACGAGAAACGUGGGGGUCCUUAUGCAGAUUCUGUUGGUCCAGACAGUGCACGACUAUUAAGUGCACGGUUUAGUUCCGGUGACUACACUGGUCCAGAUGGUCGGUAUCGGUUUCCUCCUCCACGGAGUCGAAGUACCAGUCCGCAUCGAACUUCACGUCCAAGUAAUUGCUCCCGUCCAUUGACACGUGAACUGGGCAUUCGAUAUUAUGAUCGCCCCUCGUCAAGAUGGCCCGAAUCCCCAUUGGCUUGCCAAAAGCCACCCAACUCUAACGCGAACCGAAAUCGGGAUCGGCAUCGAGGACACUGGCCCGAACGGGUAGGCUCACUCACAUCGGAGUUCUCGACGUUCUGGGCAUGA